GACCGAGGGCCACAGGCGGAGCCUAGGCAUAGACGCCCCCUCCAUCCACCCGAAAGCUAUAGCCCCUCGGCGGCCCAGGCCCCGCCCCGCCCCGGUGAGCACGCGCAGUUCCCUGAAGACCCGGAAGUGAUUUCCGCGGAACAACGGGUACACUCGGAAGAGAAAGUCUUGGUUUCACUGGUGACCGCGUUAUGCGUCCUUCGGACAUCGCGUCCCCCCACCGGGGUUUCGGAGCGCCUCCCAAAUAAUCUUACCUGAGAAAGAAGCUCAGAGGAAGAGGAAAGACAGAAGGGAUGGCCCUUUCCCAGGGACUAUUUACAUUCAGGGAUGUGGCCAUCGAAUUUUCUCAGGAGGAGUGGGAAUGCCUGGCCCCUUCUCAGAGGGCCCUGUAUAGGGACGUGAUGCUGGAUACCUACAGGAACCUGGUCUCCCUGGGUGAGGAUAACUUCUCUCCGGAAGUUGGUGAUCUUAUAGGAAUCCUUUCUGCUGGAUUUGCAAUUAACAAAUUAUCACCAAGAGAGAACACUAAUGUAGGAGAGUUAUAUGGAAAUGAAAACCAUGGCAUCAAGGAUUUUGACCUCGAGGAAGUCUGUGAAAAUAUGCAGAAGAGUGAGAGUGAGUGGGGAUGUGAUGCGAGAAAUGACAAAGACUUGCUUUUGACCCAUAACAAAAAUCUCGGUCAGAGAGAAGAUCAGUAUAAUAAAUCCUUAAUUAAUUUUCCUCAGAGUGUUUCUGUAAGAAGUAAUACAUAUGAAUAUUUCAUGCAUGACAAGUCAUUCCUAAGAAGUUGGUUAACAAUGAAAAAUAACAUGAUCAUUGCUGGAAACAAAGAUAUAAAGUGUUUAAACAACAGAACUGGAGCAAGGCUGCCGGCACAGGUGGCUGAACUGCAGAGAUUUACAGCUGAGGAGAAAAUGUAUAAAGGCACUCAAGUUGAGAAGUCAGUCAGCAAUGGUUCCUCAGUUUCCCCACUUCAUAGAAUUCCUCUCACUGUGGAAACUACUGUGUUACCCACACAACACAGGAGAACACACACUGAAGAAAAAUCUUACAACUGUAAUGACUGUGGGAAGGCUUUUAGCAAAAGCUCAAACCUCAGAAAUCACAGGAGAAUUCACUCUGGACAGAAGCCUUACAAAUGUAAUGUGUGUGGCAAAGCCUUUAACCAGGGUUCUAAUCUCACUACACAUCAGAGAGUGCACACAGGAGAGAAACCAUAUAAAUGUGAUGUCUGUGGCAAGGUCUUUAGUAGAAACUCACACCUUGAAAAUCAUCAGAGGAUGCACACUGGAGAGAAACCUUACAAAUGUAAUGAAUGUGGUAAGGCGUUUAUCCAGCAUUCACUCCUUUGGAGUCAUGAGAAAAUGCACAGUGGUGAGAAACCUUACAAAUGUAAUGAAUGUGGCAAAGCAUUUGCUGAGCGGUCAAGCCUUAACAAACACAAGAAAAUCCAUACUGGAGAGAAACCAUACAAAUGUACUGUGUGUGGCAAAGACUUUACCAUGAGAUCAAAUCUUACUCAACACGAGACAAUCCAUACUGGAGAGAAACCUUACAAAUGUAGUGAGUGUGGCAGAGCUUUUACCCAAUUUUCACGCCUUAGUCGACAUCAGAAAAUGCACACUGGAGAGAAACCACACAAGUGUAAUGUGUGUGGUAAGGCUUUUAUUGAACUUUCACAACUUUGGGGUCAUGAGAGAAUUCAUACUGGAGAGAAACCACACAAAUGUAAUGUGUGUGGCAAGGGAUUUACCCAACGUUCAAGCCUUAUGGCACAUCAGAGAAUUCAUACAGGAGAAAAAUCUUACAAAUGUAAAGACUGUGAUAAGGCCUUUAUCCAACGUUCCCAACUUUGGGGUCACGAGAGAACUCACACUGGAGAGAAACCUUACAAAUGUAAUGAGUGUGGCAAAGCUUUCACAAUGCGUUCAUACCUUACUCAACAUAAAACCAUCCAUACUGGAGAGAAACCUUACAAAUGUCAUGAAUGUGGCAGAGCUUAUACCCAAUUUGCAAGCCUUAGUAGGCAUCAGAAAAUGCAUACUGAAAACAGACAUAAAUCCAACACAUGUGGCAGUGCUUUUAUUCAGAACUUGAGCUUUGGGGAUCAUCUGACAAUUCAUAGUAGAAAGAAACCUUAAAAUGUAAUGCCUGACACAAAACUUGUGCAAGUAUUCAAGCCCUACUCAGGUUGAGAGACUCCAUCAUGGAGGAGGAGACAUACAGAUGGCCAAUAGGUACAUGAUACGAUGCACAGCAUCACUAAUCAUUGGGGAAAUUCAAAUCAAAACCACAAUGAGAUACCUCACACCUGUCAGAAUGGAUUGUCAUCGAAAGGAAAAGUCACAGUGUUGGUGAAGAUGAGAAAAGGGAACCUCAAGCACUUUUGGUAGGAUUGUAAAUUGGUAGCUACUAUGGCAAACUAUGGCCACUCCUCAAAAAAUUAAAAAUAGAGCUGCCAUAUAAUGCAGCAAUUGUACAUCUAGUUAUUUACCUAGAGAAAACAAAAAUGCUCAUUCAGAAAAUAUAUGCACUUUGUUGUUGAUUGUACCAUUAUUUAUAAUAGCCAAGGUAGGGGACUUCCCUGGUGGUCUAGUGGCUUAGAAUCCGCAAUUCCAUUGCAGGAGGUAUGGGUUCAAUCCCUGGUCAGGGAGGUAAUCCCACAUGCCUUAAGGCCAAAAGAACAAAACAUAAAACAGAAAGAAUAUUGUAACAAAUUCAAUAAAGACUUUUAAAUGGUCUUUUAAAGACUUUUAAAUAUGGUCCAUAUUAAAAAAAAAUUUUUUUAAACAAAAUAGCCAAGGUAAGAAAGCUACCAAAAGUCCACCAAUAGGUGAAUCAAUAAAGAAAAUAGAUAAAGGGAAAAAAUAUAUAUAUAUACAUACACACACAGCCAUAUAUAUACACACAUAAAGUGGAAUAUUCGUUGUGGAAAAAAGCAAAAUCUUGCCAUUUCCAGUGCCAUACACAACUCUACAGGGUAUUUGGCUGGGUGCAAUAAGUCAGAAUGACACAGCACAUGAUUUCACUUAUAUGUAGAAUUUAGAAAACAAAAGGAAAAUAGUCUCAUACAUAGAACAAAUAUAUGGUUGCCAGAAGGGCAGGUGUGUGUGAAGUGAAAGAAAGUAAAAAAGUGAAAGCGAAGGCGCUCAGUUGUGUCCAGCUCUUUGCAACCUCAUGGACUGUAGCACGGCAGGCUCCUCCAUGGAAUUUUCCAGGCAAGGAUAUUAGAGUGGGUUGCCAUUUCUUUUUCCAGGGGAUCUUCCUGACCCAGGGAUGGAACCCCAGUCUCCUGCACUUCAGGCAGACUCUUUACCAUCUGAGUCACCAGGGAAGCCCUUGUGUGGGAAGUAGGAGAGGUUUAAGAGGUAGAGGUCUACAGUUACAUAAUGAAGUGUAGUGUGUAAUAUACAAAAUAAGGAGUAUAGUCAGUGAUAGUAACUCUGUACGGGGACAGAUGGCUACUAGACUUACUGGGGUGAUUAUUUCAUCCUGUAUGGAGUAGCUAAAUAGUUAUGUAGUACACCUGAAACAUAAUGUAUUAUCCACUGUGUGCAUGCAUGCUAAGUCAAUUCAGGGAUUGCAUAUGUGGGAGAAAAAAUUGGGGGUGGAACAAUGGUCUCCCUGUUUGUUGAAGGGGAAUAGCUACUGUAUAUAUAAAAUAUUCAAAAUUAGUCUCAUUUUUGGAAACCAAAGGGACAGUGUUACAGAGGACAGUCAUCAAAAGAAUCAGAGUAGAGUAUCUGUGAAGGCUGCAGAUUUGGCCUCUAGAAUUGCAUUUUGAUACCAUUUUAUUUAUUAGAAUGUAUCAUGCUUCUCAUAUUCAAGUAAGUAAAGUGUAAUCUUCUUUUUAUAGUGUUAGUUGCUCAGUCAUGUCUGAUUCUUUGUGACCCCAUGGACCGUAGCCCACCAGGUUCCUCUGUCCAUGGGAUUUUCCAGGCAAGAAUAUUGGAGGGGGUAAGCCGUUCCCUUCUACAGGGGAUCUUCCCAACCCAGGGAUUGAACCCAGGUCUCCUGCAGUGCAAGGCAGAUUCUUUACCAUCUGAGCCAGUAGGGAGACCCAAUGUUUUUUGUAAUCCUUAGUGAAUCGUGUGCCUUCUAUUAAUGCAAGCAUAUCCCACUGCAUUGGGGGCUUCAUAAUAAUGACCCUUAAGUAUCUAUCAUCAUGUUCUCUAGGUUGAAUGGCAUCUGUGAAAAUUUCUUUUCAAAUUAGAUUUAAACAAAGUAUUUGAAAUAGAUAUAUAUUCAUAAUUCACAUUGGGGUUACAAACUCCAGAUUAUUUCUGGAGCUACAAGCUACAGAUUUUUUCUAGCUAUAAUGAAAAUAUUGUAACUACAAUUUCAGACUCAGCCCCCUGAAAUCUGCCUUCUUGGUUGUAAAUAUAUACCAUAUGAUUAUAUUCCUACAUACCUUUUUGUGUGUGUGCACUUGAAGCUUUACAUGAAGUAACAAGAUAUGGUGAACAUGUAAAAAUUACUAGGAGAUGAAAUUUCAGAAAUAAAGAAAUAGCAAUC
Messenger RNA from Dama dama (fallow deer), 4515 nucleotides. Its product is annotated as zinc finger protein 677-like. The transcript has 4 exons. The record is from RefSeq and is a predicted model, not a curated record. NCBI's taxonomy places the organism in Eukaryota, Metazoa, Chordata, Mammalia, Artiodactyla, Cervidae. Gene Ontology annotation, biological process: regulation of transcription by RNA polymerase II. Gene Ontology annotation, molecular function: RNA polymerase II cis-regulatory region sequence-specific DNA binding; DNA-binding transcription factor activity. Bases 294 to 2141 code for a protein of 615 amino acids.